This is a messenger RNA of Chiloscyllium plagiosum (whitespotted bambooshark), 484 nucleotides long. RefSeq names its product mitochondrial ribosomal protein L33 (gene mrpl33). Lineage: Eukaryota; Metazoa; Chordata; Chondrichthyes; Orectolobiformes; Hemiscylliidae. Gene Ontology annotation, cellular component: mitochondrion; ribosome. Gene Ontology annotation, molecular function: structural constituent of ribosome. The record is from RefSeq and is a predicted model, not a curated record. Gene Ontology annotation, biological process: translation.
GGAGUUUUAGGAUGUGACCCGGAAGUGUUUCUAUGGGUCUCCAGGCAGAGUGAAGAUGUUCCUGACAACAGUGAAUUUUGCCAAGAGCAAGUCAAAGUCCAUCCUCGUGAGGAUGGUGAGUGCAGCUGGAAGUGGCUACUGCUUCAAUGCAAAGAGGAGCCGACUACGGGACAAACUCAUUCUGAGAAAACAUGAUCCGAUAGUGAACAAGCACGUGCUUUUCUUUGAAAAGAAGAAAAUCCGGUCAAUCUGAUAUACGAAGUUGAAAUGAACUGAUUUUGUGCAAGGACAAUUCUGGAACUGAAUGGGAUUUCCAGGAAAUAAUGAGUAGCACCUCUAGUUUCAGGAUAAUGCAAAACGUGAUGGUGAUAUUUCAAAAGCUGACAAGAAUGUAGGAGGAGAGAACAAUCAUUUUUACACUUUUAUUUACACUUAACAGUUAUUUUUUUAAAAAUCAAUAAAAUGAGCAAUGGCUAGAACCAAA